Messenger RNA from Mus pahari (shrew mouse), 1210 nucleotides. RefSeq names its product apolipoprotein H (gene Apoh). The transcript has 8 exons. NCBI's taxonomy places the organism in Eukaryota, Metazoa, Chordata, Mammalia, Rodentia, Muridae. The record is from RefSeq and is a predicted model, not a curated record.
AUUUGUGUGCCUCUCUUCAGCAGAAGACACCACUUUGGUGGAGCUGGUGGGACACAUCCGAAAUGGUUUCCCCGCUGCUCGCCUUGUUCUCCGCCUUCCUCUGCCAUGUUGCUAUUGCAGGACGGACCUGUCCGAAGCCAGAUGACCUACCAUUUGCUACAGUUGUCCCCUUAAAGGCAUCCUACGAUCCUGGGGAGCAGAUCAUCUACUCCUGCAAGCCAGGCUAUGUGUCCAGGGGGGGUAUGAGACGGUUCACCUGUCCUCUCACAGGAAUGUGGCCCAUCAACACCCUGAGAUGCACCCCCAGAGUGUGUCCUUUCGCUGGAAUCUUAGAAAAUGGAAUUGUUCGCUACACAACUUUUGAAUAUCCCAACAACAUCAGUUUUGCUUGUAACCCUGGGUAAGGACUACAGGGGACUUCCACCAGCAAGUGUAUUUCAAAACCCCAGUUAUUCCCAUUGAGAUGACAGUGAUCUCUCUCUGCAGGUGUCACCUGCCCGCCACCACCAAUUCCAAAGUUUGCACUCCUUAAGGAUUAUCGGCCUUCAGCUGGGAACAACUCUUUGUAUCAGGACACUGUGGUCUUUAAGUGCUUGCCACACUUUGCCAUGAUUGGAAAUGACACAGUUAUGUGCGCAGAACAUGGGAACUGGACUCGGUUGCCAGAAUGCCUGGAAGUAAAAUGUCCCUUCCCUCCGAGGCCAGAAAAUGGGUAUGUGAAUUAUCCCGCAAAACCGGUGCUUUUAUAUAAGGAUAGAGCCACAUUUGGUUGCCAUGAGACAUACAAACUGGACGGCCCAGAAGAAGUGGAGUGUACCAAGUCGGGAACUUGGUCCUCCCUGCCGACCUGUAAAGCGUCUUGCAAACUCUCCGUUAAGAAGGCCACCGUACUGUACCAAGGGAUGAGGGUGAAGAUCCAGGAACAGUUUAAGAAUGGGGUGAUGCAUGGUGACACGAUUCACUUCUACUGCAAAAACAAAGAGAAGAAGUGCAGCUACACUGUGGAGGCUCAUUGCAAAGAUGGCACUAUGGAGAUCCCCGCGUGCUUCAAGGAGUAUAGUUCUCUGGCUUUCUGGAAAACGGACGCAUCAGAACUGACACCGUGCUGAAGUUGUUCCCAGAAUCAAAAUUGAAUGUUGUAUUUGUAUUUCUGCUUGUCUUAGGAAUCCAACCGAAAUAGCAGAAUAAAGUUACUGGAUUGCCUCAGUUA